AUGUCGAAGCAACCUCUGCGCACGACUUCAGGCUUGUAUAUGCCGGAGACAACAGAAAACCUUUACACUCUGGGCCUGCUCCACCGUCCUAGACAAAGACCGCAGAGAAGGCCCCAUUCAGCCGCAAAUCAAGCUCCACAGUCUGAGAAUCCUGCCUUUGAACCACCGCCUGGCACCUACCGAGACUUUGCUUCACCUCAAUCUGAGACAUCAACAGGAAUUACGGCGUAUCGUAAUUACCGUCGUCAGCCCGAUUCAGCCUCAUCGGUACGAAAGCCCACGGGCUCAGCCGCAGUGACGACAAAAAGACAAACUCUUCCGACUUCCCAUUCGCCGUCAUACGCCUAUCCAAACGCCUUCCAAACUUCGUUUAACUGGAGAGCCGGCAGGACUGUGGCAGGCAUGCUUAAUAGCGAGCGUCCUCGCACACGGCGCGAAAGAACUUUCAUUGGCAGCGAGUGUGCUGUCUGCGAAGAGCCCUUGGAGCAUACACUACGUGGCGAAAGAGUUCUACAGUUCUCUUGCGGCCAUGUAUCACAUGAGGCGUGCUUCUACGAGUAUAUCAAAGAGUUUGAUUCGCAAUACUGCCCGACAUGUAACGCGCCCCUAGGCCUGGACACGACUCGGGGUGGAAAUGUGCUGGACAUAGAAAAACUCAGCAGCAUUGUACGUUCUGUUACCCAAAGCGAUUCCAGGAGCUCUCAAAGUGCUCCCGGGCCAUGGGAUGGCCAACCGUCAAACCAGCAUUCGCGCGAUUAUCGCUCCAGCGAUCAUCGUGCGGGCUACCGCGACAGCCGGGAACAAAGCCAGCGGGAAAGCCGUGAUGAUCAGCGGGAAAGAAUUGAGCGGCUGGGUGUUGGAGGACAGGCCCACUCCAGAAACGAAAGUGGCGCUGCUACUGUCUCCACGACUGAUUUUGCCGAUGUUCACACGGAUUCCGCAAGACGUCAUGAUUAUGAUGUGCAGUCCAUGGAAACAGACCUCAGCAAUACGCGACCAACCGCGAUGAAGAACCCUAUCCCACCACCUAUUGUCACCGUGCGUAGCGAGUUCCCAACACUUAAUCGUUCUCGACAGCAACAAAGCUUGACAUGUUUAGUGACAAUCGAGAUACCCACAGGCAAGUGGCAGCCGGAUCCAGAAGAUAUCAAGACUCCUCCACCGGUCCCACCACUUCCCCAAGACGAUACAUAUAGCUCGAUCAAGUCUCCUGUCAGCGCAACUAAUCAUUCACGGGCUGUCUCAUUCGAGCCCCGCGAAUCUCUGGAAGACAUUACGGAAGAAUUGCGGACUCGAGUGGAUAACUGGCACGGCCUCGAAUUUUCACGGUUUGGCAAACUACGUCUGCACGGAACAAUCCAUGUUGGAAAGGAUCGCCAGUCGUGGCAGGAGCUGGAGUGCUACCUCUUCGCCGAGAUGCUGAUAUGUGUCAAGGAGAAAAAAGCCGCCCAAGGCCAGUUUGUGGACGACUCCUCGAAGCGGAAAACUACCAGGUGUACUCUAAAAGGGUCGAUUCUAAUCAAAAAGCACCUUAAGCAGGUGGAGUCCUCAUCAGAUGAGCCAAUCCUUACCCUAAAUCUAUUGGUCAACGACCUUCCAUCUUUCCACCUUCAAUUCCAGAACCACAAUCAGCUCGAGAUAUGGAAACGAGCAUUAUUGGAUGUCCACAACCCAGAACCGCCGAUGCGAAACCACCAAGAUUACGAGCAAGAGUACUCGGGACCUGAGGAAGACGAUUACGCGAAAGCCGCGAAGACUGGCCAGCGAGUCUCCUCGGUCAAUUCUUCGCAGGAAGUCAGCCGCUCGGUGAGGAAUGGGCCCAAUGAUUAUCCCCCUUCCGCUCGUAACGCCAAUGAGUCGCAGAUCCCACCCUUGAUCCAUGUUCCCAUCGACCUGGUUGUCGUCAUUCCCAUCUCCUCGUCUAUGCAAGGGCUCAAAAUCAGCCUUCUGCGUGACACGCUGAGGUUCCUCGUCCAGAACCUUGGCGAACGAGAUCGAAUGGGUCUUGUCACAUUCGGAUCAAGCGGUGGUGGUGUUCCGCUCGUGGGCAUGACAACCAAGGCUUGGACCGGGUGGAACAAGAUCCUGGCAUCGAUCAGGCCCGUGGGCCAAAAAAGUCUACGUGCGGAUGUGGUAGAAGGUGCCAAUGUGGCUAUGGACCUGCUGAUGCAAAGAAAAGCAGCGAAUCCUAUCUCGACAAUUCUCCUGAUCAGUGACUCGUCAACCUCAGAUGCCGAAAAUGUUGAUUUCGUGGUUCAAAGGGCUGAAGCUGCAAAGGUCACUAUUCACUCCUUUGGAUUAGGUUUAACGCACAAGCCAGACACCAUGAUCGACCUUUCUUCGCGGACCAAAGCAUCCUACCUCUACGUGAAGGACUGGAUGAUGCUGCGGGAAUGUGUUGCUGGCUGUCUUGGAUCGCUCCAAUCCAUCUCACACCAGAAUGUGAAACUCAAGCUCCGCCUACCAGAAGGAUCGCCGGCCAAGUUUGUGAAAAUCAGCGGAGCUCUUCAGAUCACCAAGCGAGCAACAGGCAAAGAUGCAGACGCAGCGUUAGGAGAUUUUCGGUUUGGCGAUAAAAGAGAUGUGCUUGUGCAAUUAGCCAUCGCGCCUGACCAAGGUUCUCAGGAGCAUCUCCCACAAGAUGCAUGGGAGACCAUUGUAUCGGGGCUCGAAGCGCUAGGUGGGCCUCUUGACUCGGACGACCAACGUACUCUUAGCGUCGAAGAGGUGCCUCUGCUCCAAGCUGAUGUCACCUAUGGUGAUAUCCUUCGAGACGGUACGCUCACCCAAUUACCACGGCCGUCACUGCUUGCUAUUACCAUGCUUCCUGGAAACCACAAAUCGAAGCAGAACGGCAGGCCAACAACGCCUCCCAUCCCACCUCAUCCUUCUAUUGUGCAGCGCCGGAUGGAGCUACUGGCCAGUGAUAUGUUGAGUCGAGCAUUGACACUUGUAUCUCGUGGUCAACACGAACGAGCUCAUCAUCUUCUCCACGAAACGCGGACUAUACUCAAGGGCCUUGCCAAAGGAGGCUUGCCGCCUAUCCCAACGUCAACCGCCAGACCUCCUAACCCUCCCAACAGCGCAAACGGAGCCUCUUCACCCCCUCACUCCUCGACGCCGGAACGACAGCCUUCACCUCACUCGGAGACCAGCACUAUCGGACCUGGUCAUGGCGUGGACGUGAGCAUCAUGGCUGCCCUGGACGGGGAUAUCGAGUCUUCUUUAGAAUGGAUCAGUCAUCCUGCCGUCUUCUCUCGUGAUUCACGAAAGGCGGUUCUUCAGUCCAUAGGUGUCAUUUCCUCUCAAAGAGGCUAUACCUUCCGAACACCUGCUGAAGCUCUCUGGGCCGAUCGCAUCCCUGGCAUUAAACGGAUGACAGAACGGGCGAAAGAUUGGCGACAAGCUGGUGAUGAUGGAGCUCUUACGGAAGAAUGA
Endocarpon pusillum Z07020 is the source of this 3438-nucleotide messenger RNA. RefSeq lists its product as uncharacterized. Lineage: Eukaryota; Fungi; Ascomycota; Eurotiomycetes; Verrucariales; Verrucariaceae. The record is from RefSeq and is a predicted model, not a curated record. The coding region runs from base 1 to 3438 and encodes 1145 amino acids. The transcript is spliced from 6 exons.